This is a messenger RNA of Rotaria sordida, 1116 nucleotides long. The record is from the annotation of a GenBank genome assembly. NCBI's taxonomy places the organism in Eukaryota, Metazoa, Rotifera, Eurotatoria, Philodinida, Philodinidae.
AUGAUCUUCUGUUCUCAUAUAAUUCCAUUGACACUUCACCAUCAUUUGAAACGAUCUGUUGUUAAUCUUUUUAAACAACCAUGGCGUUUUUUUGGUGGAAUAGAUACCUCACCCUCCAAUAUAAUGAGAAAUGCACAAGUUCAAACUAUAUAUACAGACACCCUUAAUAUACCUAAUCAAGGUCGAUUAGAAGUUCGAUGUCCAUUUAAUCUUCAUAUAGCACCAAUUCAGUCAACAGAUUUUCCUAGACUUGAUAAAGCUUUUUUUACUAUUUAUGGUGAUAGUGGUUUUAAAUUUUCUAAAGAAACAUGGAAUAAGUUAUUUAAAUUUUCUACAGUAUUUAGUUCGGAUAAUCGAACUCUUCGUGUUACAGGUGAUUUUACCGAAUCAGGUGAAAAAGAACUGAGUGAACAAGCUCAUACAUUAGAAGUUUAUUGUCAAAUUCCUCCACAUUAUGAACUCGAUAUAAAUUGUAUGGAUAAUAAUAAUGUUAAUGUUGAACAUCUUCAAAGUCCUCGUGUUCAUAUUCAAACAAAACGUGGUGAAUGUUCAUUAAAAAAUAUAAUUGCAGAAAGUAUUGUUGUACACAGUCAAACAGGAAAUAUAAAAUGUUUAGGUUCAUUACAUGGAACAAUCGAUUUAAGUACGGAAAGAGAUGGUAUAAUACAAGCAUCGAAAUUACAAGGACAAAAUGGAAAUUUUCGUUUGGGAAAUUUACAUGGUCAUGGAAUAGUGGAUUUAAAUAGCGGUUCAAUAAAAAUAGCAUCAAUUGAGGGUGAUAUUAGUCUUCAAUGUGAAAAAGGUAAUGUGAAUGCUUUUUUUUCAUCGACAAAUUUAUCAACAAUACGGGUUCAACAAGGUGACGUUCAAUUAGGUAUUGUUGAUACGAUGGGUAUUCGCUUAAAUCUUGUUGGUAAACGUGUUCAAAUAGCAGAAGAUGCUGAACACUUUCAUACAGAAACAAUAAGAAAAGGAGGAAUUGUUCAAGUACAAGGUUUUAUAUCCGAUGAAUCAGCUAGUGCAUCAAUUGAUGUUAAUGCACCGAAGGGUACUGUUCAAGUCCAUCUACGAGAUUGGUUUUCAACAUUAAAACUUGAUCGACAUGUUGAUCAAUAA